Messenger RNA from Poeciliopsis prolifica (blackstripe livebearer), 1662 nucleotides. It is a transcript of the gene st6galnac3, whose product is annotated as ST6 (alpha-N-acetyl-neuraminyl-2,3-beta-galactosyl-1,3)-N-acetylgalactosaminide alpha-2,6-sialyltransferase 3. Gene Ontology annotation, biological process: ganglioside biosynthetic process; oligosaccharide metabolic process. Bases 220 to 1134 code for a protein of 304 amino acids. The transcript has 5 exons. The record is from RefSeq and is a predicted model, not a curated record. Gene Ontology annotation, molecular function: alpha-N-acetylgalactosaminide alpha-2,6-sialyltransferase activity. NCBI's taxonomy places the organism in Eukaryota, Metazoa, Chordata, Actinopteri, Cyprinodontiformes, Poeciliidae.
GAUGGGGAGAAGGAGGGGAGGAAACCCGAGAGAGACGGAGAAAACCGAAUAAGGGUUCAGUCCAACAUACAUGGCGCCCGCCGACCCUCGCAUUUAAACCGUCCCGCCUCCAAACCCGCUUCCUGUGAUGGUCACGUUGGAGCAAACGGCCGCGGCGAAGGCGUUUUAAGAGCCGAGGGACGGCAGCGGUCCACCAUUGUGCGCGCAGGACUUGGAAGAAUGGCCUGGAUGUGGAAGAGGAAGUCUCUUAUCGCCACCAGCCUGAUUGUGGUGGUUUCGCUCUUUGUGGUCGUGGUGAACUUCUCGCAGAACUUCCUCCUGCAGCCUGUGUUUGGUGAGACGUUCAGCAACCACUGGAUGUUCUCCAAGCAGUCAUACAAGGCUUUCAAGCCUCACCUUGGCUACGUCAGCAUCCCGAAACAGGAGCCAUUGAAGCUGAACUGCGAGCUGUGCAGCAUCGUGUCCAGCUCCGGUCAGAUGUUGGGCCAGGCUGCCGGCGCGCAGAUCGACCGCUCUCCCUGCAUCUGGCGCAUGAACAACGCUCCCACGCGAGGGUUCGAAAACGACGUCGGGCGGCGGACAACGCUCAGGGUCGUCUCUCACACCAGCGUCCCGCUGCUGCUGCAGAAACCACAGCACUUCUUCGGCCAGGGCAACGACACCGUGUACGUGGUGUGGGGGCCGCUGCGGAACAUGAGGAAGGACGGGAAGGGCAUCGUGUACAACAUGCUGCGCCAGGCGUCUGAGAACUACCCGCACGCUCGCAUCUACGCCACCACAGAGGACCGGAUGAACUACUGCGACAUGGUGUUCAAGAAGGAGACGGGAAAAGACAGGAUUCAGUCCGGCUCUUACCUGAGCACCGGCUGGUUCACCCUCAUCCUGGCCAUGGACAUGUGCAAAGAGAUCCAUGUCUACGGCAUGAUAAACGACACCUACUGCAAGACUGAGGGCUACAGGCAGGUUCCCUACCACUACUACGAGGCGGGCAGCCGGGACGAGUGUGCAGAGUACCAUCUGCACGAGAGCGCCCCCUACGGCGGACACCGCUUCAUCACAGAGAAGUCUGUUUUCGCCAAGUGGGCCAAAACCCACUCCAUCAAGUUCUUCAACCCUCCGUGGCAGCUGUCGUGACCCCGGCCGACCCUGAGCGUGACAAAAUCUACACUAAAACAAACAUCAGUUUUCAGAUUUCUCCCUGUAUCUGUUAUUUGGUUCCCAUUUGGUUCUUCAGAAUUAAGUGAAAUCUGAAGACUAAACGUGGACGUGCAUCUUUCAUACCUUCGGCUUCUUGGAUUGUACGUUUUCAGCAGACGAAUGUGGAACGCUCCCUGCUCCAACUGGCAGAACCAAACAUUUGCGGCUCUGUGAGUCCAGAAAGAGCGGCGCCUUGAGACGAAAAGACGUUAUCUGGCGUUAACUCGCUUUGGCUUUGGGGGGGAAGAACUCCAACCGGACGAUUUGUGUCGGCUUGGACGUCUCAUCAGCUUCUCUGCUGUUUCCUCUUGGAGUUCACCUCCAGUCAGGUUGUAAUUACUCUGUAACAAGCUUCGUCUCUGUCGGUUUCAAUUUGCAUCGAUCCGUUUAAAAAAUCUUCAGCAAACAAGAUUGUUUCACAAAGCGAUAAAAAAAAAAUAAAAUAAAAAUCAGGUUGUCGGUAAA